AUGAAGGCCCGGCGGAAUGAGAGCAGCAAGAAGCCUCGCUGCGGAGGAGCGGUGGCGGCGUGGCUUCUGGUUCCGCUGCUCGUCCUCGUCCUGCUCAAGACCGAUUGCCUGCUGCAGGUUACUCCCCGGUUAGACUGUGAAAGAGUACGGCAGGGGCAGCAGCUAGUUGACGUGGCCAAGUUAAAAGAUGCGGAUCCUACGCCGAAGACACCUGAUUCAGCCACCGAAGCACCACGAUCUCAUGCAUUAAGUGACGAGAUCGCCGGCCAUAGCAUCGAUGCGAUCAAAGAUCUCAAACACGAAAAGGACUCUCUCGCAAUGAAAGCGGCAAUAGAUGGUUCUUUGAGAAGUUCAGGUAAUGUGGCAGCACCAAGAAGCAAGUUGAGCUGCAACUUCAGCAGCAAGCGCAUGAACACCUGCGCCAUGGAAGGCGACGUCCGCAUGCACGGCAAAUCCGGCAGCUUCUACGUGGUCGCUGUCUCCGAUGACAGCUACCGGCCGGAGAAUGGGACGGUCGUGAUCCGCCCGUACCCGCGCAAGUGGGAGAAAUGGUCAAUGCUGACGGUCCGGGAGGUGACCAUCCACUCAGGCGCCGCGGCCGCCGCCCCGCCACGGUGCACGGUGAGGCACGACGUCCCCGUUGUGGUCUUCUCCACCGGCGCCUACAGCAGAAACUUCUUCCACUCCAUGACCGACAUCGUCAUCCCCCUCUUCAACACGGCGCGGGAGUACGAUGGCCAGGUCCAGCUCGUGGCCACCGACUACAAGCACAAGUGGAUCACCCAGUUUCGGCACAUCCUCGCCGCGCUCUCCGUCUACCCGGUCAUCGACUUCGACGCCGACGAAACCGUGCGCUGCUUCCCUUCGGCGCGCGUCGGCGUCGAGGGCCACGCGGAGCUAAGGAUAAUCCCUGCGCUCUCCAGAAAGGGCUACACGAUGACGGACUUCCGGGACUUCCUCCGGUCGGCCUACUCGCUGAAGCGCGCAUGGACAACCCCCGCGAACCGGAGCUCCGGCGGGCAGAGGCCCCGUCUCGUGAUGGUACUGAGGCGGAAAUCGAGGUCGCUCACCAACGAGGCGGAGGCCAUAGCGACGGCCACGGAGGUCGGAUUUGAGGUGGUGGCCGCGGGGCCGGAGAUGGUCGCGAACAUGGCCGAGUUCGCGGAGGUGGUGAGCUCGUGCGACGUGAUGGUGGGCGUGCACGGCGCCGGGCUCACCAACAUGGUGUUCCUGCCCAACAACGGCACGGUGAUGCAGAUCAUCCCGUGGGGCGGGUUGAGGUGGAAUUGCUUCACCGAACUAGGGCUUCCGGUGCCAGAGAUGGGGAUCCGUUACGUCGAGUACGAGGCUACCGCGGAGGAGACAACUCUCAAGGACGUAUACCCGAGGGACCACGUCGUCUUCACCGACCCUUUAGCCAUACACAAGAAAGGAUUCGAUCCAGUGUAUGAGAUCUUCCUCGAGGGCCAGAACGUCACCCUUGACAUCGACCGCUUCAGAGGAGCCAUGCAGCAGAUCUACCAGUCCGUCACCAUCGCAUAG
Messenger RNA from Lolium rigidum, 1542 nucleotides. RefSeq names its product beta-1,2-xylosyltransferase XYXT1-like. The coding region runs from base 1 to 1542 and encodes 513 amino acids. The record is from RefSeq and is a predicted model, not a curated record. The transcript has 5 exons. NCBI's taxonomy places the organism in Eukaryota, Viridiplantae, Streptophyta, Magnoliopsida, Poales, Poaceae. Gene Ontology annotation, molecular function: glycosyltransferase activity.